Messenger RNA from Protopterus annectens (West African lungfish), 6399 nucleotides. RefSeq names its product transmembrane protein 125 (gene TMEM125). NCBI's taxonomy places the organism in Eukaryota, Metazoa, Chordata, Ceratodontiformes, Protopteridae. Bases 1245 to 1910 code for a protein of 221 amino acids. The transcript is spliced from 2 exons. The record is from RefSeq and is a predicted model, not a curated record.
CCUGAGUCUGUACCUGAGUGGAUUACUUCAUACUAUACUGGACUUGGAUUACCAGAAACAGCUUCAGGACUGUUACAUGUACAUUGGGAGGCUGCCACAGGUUGAAUUCCAGGAUAGAAACUGCACUUAGGAGCUUGUUAAGUAAUCUGCAGUUUACAUACACAUGAAGCACACAUAUGCUGUGAACCGGAGUGAGUCAAAGACUUCAAAGCUUGGGAAAUCAGGAAGUUCACCUUUGAACGAGAGAGAAGUGAGAAAAUCAGCUGCUGCAGUAGGAGCGGAUCUGAAGAAGUAAUUUCACUGAAAACUCUGGGACUGAUCUGUUUGCUUCAUUGUUCUUUAAGUUCCCCUUGUUCUCCACAGAUGAGAGAAUGACCAGUUUGUGACAGGAAGAGCGAGACUCUAAGGCAUCUCUAAGUGUCCAGCAGAAGAAAUGAUGAAUAUGCUUAUUUCAUCAAGUGCACGAGAAACAGGCGACUGAUUCUUUAAAGCUUUGCUUGAGCUUUGUAGUAAAGCUGUGCGCUUCAGUGCAUCACACUAAUGUUUGUGUGCAUGUGAGUGUGUGUGAGAAAGAAGGAGAGAGUGUGUGUGUGUAUGUAAGUGCUGGUAUAUGUGCCUUUGUUUGGGUCACAGAAAAGAAAGACUACUAAAAAAAGAAGAAAAAAGCAAAAGAGAAAGUUGCUGCUGUUGAUAAGAUGAUCAUUUGCUGCCACAGUAAAGACUUUUGAAUCUAAAUGAAGCCUUACAAGAUGACAGAUGCUUCUUAAGAUAGAAAUUUGCCCCUUAUAAUAGCUGCUACGUUCAUGUCGAGAACUGUCAUUUCCUGGAAACCUCCUGUAGUAGAGAACAGAUUCAGUUUAACUUUUUUCACUUUUCUUCCUAAAACUUUGAUGACUCCUGUUGUUUUACCUGGAAAAUAUUUGUUUUCAUCGAAAGACAUGCACUAUAACCUUUGCCAUGGUAACUCUGAAAAGGUAACCAGAACUUUAAAGAUGAAAUGGAUUUUCAGCUACCUUCUAAAGAAUUGAUAUUUUUUGGCUUAUUCCUGGGAGAUCUUUGGAAUCUAACACCUUUGGACAUUCUGAUACAAAAUUUGCCUAAUUUAAGGAACACCAGCUACCAGACUUUGUUUUUAUUGACGCCAUAGCACACUCUCAUUGGAUCUAUGUUUUUGUAUAGCUCAUUAUCUUUCUGUUUAUAAGUGGGAUAUAUUUUUUAAUUUUGUUGUUUAGAUUUUUGUUAAAAUGGCGGAGUUAGAAGAUAUGUCUCCCCCAAGGACACCCCCUGAUCCAUUGGAAAUGCAAAGAAAUAUUCUGGAUGAACAUUUGGAUCUUUGGUGGUUCCGACACCCAAAGAAGUCCAUUGUUUGCUUCUGUUUUUCUGUAACUUUAAUCCUGGCUUGUGGUAUAGGGGGAGUUGUGCUACUGUCUACCACCAGCAGUCGCUAUGGCGAAUGGCGACUGGGAAUUGGAACCGUGCUUUGCCUCAUGGCUUUAAUCAUCCUUAUGAAACAGCUAAUGACCUCUGCCAUCCAGGACAUGAACUGUAUCAGGAGCCGUGAGCAGAUAGACAUGCUGAAAAGUGGUGGAUUCUCCGACACUAUCAUCAUCCUUAUCACUUCUGUCAUUCUUGUGACUUCUGGUGCUGUCUUACUGAGUCUUUAUGAGCCCCAAAUAGCACCAUAUCCUGCCAAGACUAGUAAUCAUAUGCUGAUAACGGGUAUAGUACUAGCAGUGGUCGGCACCCUGAUGUUAAUAUCUGUUUUCCUGUAUUUUAUGUUUGGUUUGUACAGUUGUCACAUUCCAGGCCCCAGGACUAUCAGGAGGGAUCAUACAGGAGUGUUUACUAUUUCAGGAAGAUUAGCAGGGAACCAAAGGCCAACCACUUCCAGUAUGGCCAACUUAAUCUGAUCUACACAGCCAUCUUGCUUUAGCUAGUUUAUGGUGCAUUCUUGUUCGCACCUGCCAUUAUACUGCACAAGGUGUAAUAGAUGUGACCUUAUAAACCAUGGCUAAAGUGGACUCUGCUACUAUUAUGACAUUUGUUUUGUGCAGAAUGAAACUUAAGUUUCAUCAAUUGUUAGACUGCUUUUUGUGUCACUUUUAUUAAUUUACAAUAUGCAUCACUCAUACAUGAGUUUAUAAUUCUGUGUUUGCCAGAUCAACCCCUUCCAUUGCUCUACAACAUGCUAGAUCCUAAAAAAAUAAUCUAAACUGCAGGACUGCGACCUCCACAGUCAAAAGAAAUAUAUCCAUUGAGGUACUAGCUUUGGUUUUGGAAAAAGUAAAAGGAGUCAGACUGUUGGUGUGGGCUCUAAAAUUGACAAGUAUGUUACUUGUAACUGUAUCCUUGUCUAACUCUUUAGUCUAGCACUACUACUGAGCUAAAUUAUAGUGGUGGGGUUGCUGUACCAGAAGCACCACAUCAACCUCAUCAACUAAAGAAUGUUUCUAUAUAAGAUUCUGAAGUUAUCUUCCGUUCUGUGUCCCCGGCACACACACACACACACACACACACACACACACACACAGGUCAGUUUUACAGAUCCAAAUUCUGACAGAAAUGACAUGUUUAUGAAAAGAACAUAGAUUCAUUAGAAGAGAACUGCUUUAUUUUAACACUAAAAGGUUUAGAAAAAGCUUUGAUAUCCAGGGCAAUGAACUCCCAGACCUAGAAACAUGACUGCUGCUAUAAAGACUGAAAGAAUGUAGAAGGGGCAAGGUAGAUAUUGUAAAAAAGGGCUGCAGAGUUGCUUAAUAUGCCAUCCACUAUAAAUGGAGCAAAAUGUUAUGUUCUAACUACAAGUAUUCCAUUUGCAUAGUGAAAUGCAGGUAAAGGGAGAUGCAAUUUUUGAUGAAAAAAUCAGACCUGGCUCUAUACUCCUGCAGCCAGUAAACAUAUUUUUCUUUUGAGUAUGUGGUAAGGCAGAAGAAGGAUGGCUGUACGAGACAAUGCAAGAUACAAAUUGUCUUUGCAGUGAAGAACUAAUGAGUAAGAAAUUUAUGUUUAACUCAUAGAAGACUGUGCUUACAAUCACUGCAGCUUCUCACUAUAUAUAUUGUGUGUGUGUGUGUGUGGGGGGGGGGGGGUUCCAUCAUGCUAAGCAGCAUUUUUGUCCAAGGCUCUUUUUCAGCAGUUCUUUAAUGUUGUAAAGGGUACGCCACUAAGCGUACACUGUUCUCUGUGCCCCCACCAUCCCAGUGUUCAAAGUACAAAAGGCACAGAAAACUAAGAAUUCACAUUAUUUAUUUUCAUCAGAUAUUUGUGUCACCCACUCCUUGUUGUUACCCCACCUUCCAAAUAAUAGCUCCUCUAGGUGUUCAGUGUAGAAACAACGCAUUCAUCAUACCGAUAGUACCAGUAAGCAGUCUGCCAUUUGAUCCUCGAGUUAUUUGUAUAAAUUAAAGGGCACAAAAGGGACAUAUAGCACUGAAUUCUAACACCUCCACCUGUAUUAAGGGAAUGGAAGCAAAAACAUGGAGUUAACCUUAGAAGAGUGUGGCAGCAGCAGCAGUUUUUGCACUAUUGCAAGAAUGUUUUACUAAGCAAGCGUCUUCCCGACUGAAAUGAAUAACUCAGUAUAUCUCAACUUGACUCCAAGUAAUGUGUUCCCAGUUUUCAGGCAUUUAUAAAAUGUAGAGCGAUAUACAUAUACAUCUCCUGCAAACAUAGAGCAAGUGCCAUAUGCAGUCUGAGUACAAUAGGACCAGGGCCAGCUUUAUGCUAUAACCUACAGUUAUAUAUACUGGCAAACAUUAAACGUGGGGGGUCAAAGAUCCCUUCUCACCUUCCUGUAACAAAGGAUGUGCAUUAUCCCAGUAAAAGCAGCAUAGUAAAUAAUACGCUAGUCUUAUUGCAGUCAAAGAACAAAGCAUUGUCUGCAAAGUAAGCAAUAUCUAUUACAUGAAAACCAGAUUUCAUAUCAUAGUUUGUUUCUUAGUGUAAAAAUAUCAGAAGUACCAUAACUACGGUUAACAAGAAAAGUGACAUUGUGAACCUGAGAUGGAAAACAAAGUGCAGCUUUAGGUUACAGCCUGCUGACAAAACUGAAGAUGAGUUUUACAAGUAUUUGAAAUAGCUGUAGGAUAAUGAAGUCACCAUAAAUACUCUGUGGGCAAAGAUAGCACUCACAAAGAUUGUGAGUUUCAAAGAUGUGAAGUGACAUUGCUAAAUGAUAUUGGAACCAAAUAUUCAAUUUCAAACAGAAUGAUUACUGUAAUGAAUUUAUUCAAAGACUUCUGUAAGCCUUUAUCAUCUGCAUGAUGAUUAUAAUCUUACAAAAUUGAGGGAUAGCUGUCCAUCUUAAACUCAAGGCUAGGAUUGGUGUUGCACUAAUCCCUUUCCUCCUUUUUUGGUCAGCAAACCUCUGUCAGCCAAGUUGUUUCCUAAAUGGUAUUGUUUUAGUCUACUGCAGACAGCUUUGUUGAAGCCUGUUUAAUCAGUACCAAUGCAUUGCAAAUGACUGUUGGUGAAUACGUUUAAAACUUAACCUUGAUGACUUCUAAGGUGAUCAUAUUACCUGGAAGUAUAACAAGAACUUCACUGGAAGCCUUUUCUGUGUAUCUGUCUUGACACAAAGAGUUUUGCCAAGGCAGCUGUUGAUGGACUAAGCCACAUCCUUGAACAGAUAGUGUGCUGCUGUGUGCCGCAGCAUUUUGCAAACUGUAGUAACAUAUGUGUCUGGACUUCCUCAUUGUUUAUGAAAGAACCAGAUUUUGUAGACACUACAGAGUGAGUAUCUGCUCUGCAAUAAUCUGGUAUAUACUGGUGUGUUACAGGGGAGGAGGUAAACUAGUCACUGAAAACAUCAGCAUUCUCUUAUGUUUGUAUAAUAUCACAGCCUGUCCUUUUACUGUAGAAAAAUGUGUUCUGUACAAAUCAUUUGGUGCUUUUGUAAUCGGACUGUUCCCCUCUACCUCAUUUAGAGUUACUAGAUAAUAAUCCUUCCAAAUAUGAACUUAAAAAGUGAAGUAAUUCCUUCUCUACACAUUGUGGUUCCAGUUAACGGUCUUCCAUUUGUAUUAUGAUACUGCCCCCUUUCUGUGUGAUUAAACUGGUGAAUAGCAGACCCAAUACCAUUUUAAUGUCUUAGACACAAGCAUCUUAACCCAUCGAUGCACAGAGGUUUCAGUUAAUGUUAAACAUGGGAGCUGUGCUGUGUUCUGUUUACAGAAACAGCCCUUUUCUCCAAGUUUUUCUGAGUUUGCCAAAGAACAAAGAAAAGACAAUUGCUUUUGUGUGCAAAAAUAGUGUUUGCCUUUUCUCCAGGUAACUGUGACACUGGUUUGAUUAUGUCAGACAGUAGGAAGUGUUGACGCUCAUUAUAUACUGUACUACCUUGCAAACAACAACAUAAUUCAAAAUAGGAUUGUGGUGUUCCAUUUUCUAAGCUGGCCCAUUUGACUUUGCUCUAGCAUGUGCAAAGUUGUAAGUCUUUUGAACAGUUGAGCAGGAUCAGCUUGGAUGAAAGGUUUUCUGAUUCAAGAAGAUAGACUGCUUACUAAUGUUGUAAAGACAAGAUUAUGAACCUCACAGGCACGGGGUAUCCAUUAUGUAAUGUAUACUAGCAAACUGCUGUACAAUACAAGGAUGGCUGUCACCUCAACUGUUUUUAUGUAUUAUGACUAUUUUUAUUGAGCCCUCACCCAAACCAAAAUGACCAGAGGGAAGGAUACUCAGAAUUUUUUCAAAAAAUUAUAAGAAAUUCACCACUUUUCAUAAUUAAUGGCACUUUUUUUAAUCUGACAAUUUUGCACUAAUAUGGUUAUUGAAUGAAAUACAGUUAAAAUAUUUAUGAAAGGUUCAAAAUGAUUUAACUCAAUAAGAAAGUUUUGAUUUUUCAAUGUUCCUCGUACUCUCAGAGGUACAAACUGCUCCCAGGUACCUAUGAAGCCCAUAAAGACACCAUCUCUGGUAAGAUUUGAGAGUGGGAUUUUGCACUUAUUUAACCUGCGAGUCUCUGUAAGACGUUUUGCAACUUCAGGAAUUGAUCCUUUGUUGUAAUACCUAACAGCUAGAUAACAGAUGUAUGAUCUGAUGUCAUUCAUUGAUCUCUCGGGUGAUGGUCUGACAAACUAGAACAAGAGCCUGAUGAUACCUAAUACAGAGGACUAAAAAACUGAAGUUGAGACAAACCCUGUAUUUUUCUGACAUUUGAAGAACAUCAAAGAUAUCUGACAAUAGUCUGUUCUACUAUGUGGUAACAUAAGUUAUACUAUUUAUACAUACUGCAUGUACUCAGGAUACAGACAAACAUUCAGCAAAAUGCAUCAGCUUUUAAGUACCCAUUCAGGGUACAUGUGUAUUGGGAAUGUUAAAUAAUGUGCUUAUAAUUACAGCUGCUGGGGUUUCAAUGAUAAUGGCUCAAUAAACUGUAGUAGUUCUGUUAGAAAACUUGAA